AUGCACCGUCAUCUCAAACAUACUCGUUCCCUCUCCAGGCUAAUCAAACGUGUAGCUAGCUUCAGAAAGCCAGACAUCCACGACAAGGAGAACUGCUCUCCCGAUCCAGCUCCUCCUCCAACCCCUUCACCAGCCAAAUCCGUCCCUACGCCAACACGCCAGCAAACCUCCACUCCGAUGGCUGAAGAAGAAGACUUUAGCUCCCUUCCCCUCCAGGACAGGUUUGUCCACAAGGUUUGGAAAGUAAGAAAACAGGCCUACGAAGACGCCGCAAAGGCAUUCGCUACCACCGCCGACGAGUACGACAAUGUCUUCAGACCCUUCCUUUCCGACUCGGGCCUGUGGAAAGGCGCCGUCGCCGAUUCCAACGUCGCCGCCCAACAAGAUGGCCUGGCAGCAUACUGCGCGUUUCUCAAGUUCGGAGGCAAGGAACACUGCACAAGGACGCGUGGGACUACGAUAGGGCCCAUUUGUGAAAAAGGUCUGCCGUCAACCCGUGCGGCCGCCAAAGAGUCGUCACUCGAAGCGCUCCUGCUGCUCGUUGAGCUCGAUGUUGCCGCUCCCGUCAUCGAAGAGAUUAUUCCUGCUCUCUCCAACAAGCAACCCAAGGUUGUCGCAGCGGCCAUUACCGCCCUGACCGCAAUUUACCAUAACUUCGGAUGCAAGACCGUCGACCCCAAGCCCGUGUUGAAGGUCCUCCCCAAGGCAUUUGGCCAUGCUGACAAGAACGUCCGUGCUGCCGCGACGACCCUCGCAGUCGAAUUCUACCGAUGGCUGCGCGAAGCGAUGAAGCCCAUGUUUUGGGGCGACCUUAAACCAACCCAGCAAACCGAUCUCGAGGCUCAAUUUGAAAAGAUCAAAGCAGAACCGGCCCCGAAACAAGAGCGAUUCUUGCGUUCACAACAAGCCGCCAUGGCGCGUGCGCCGCCUCCAGGAGCCGACGACGAAUACGAUGACGGGGGAGACUAUGCCGAGGAACCGGCCGAGAUGGACGCGUUCGACCUGGCGGAGCCCCAGGAUGUCUUUGGCAAGAUUCCUGCCAACUUUAGCGAAGCCUUGGCCUCGUCCAAAUGGAAGGAGAGAAAGGAAGCAGUGGAAGGUCUGUACGCGGCAAUCAACGUGCCGAGAAUCAAGGAUGGUGACUUCAACGAAAUCAACCGAGGGCUGGCAAAAUGCAUGAAGGACGCCAACGUUGCUGUCGUUACUCAGGCCGCGCAAUGUAUCGAGGUCUUGGCCAAGGGAUUGAGACAAGGCUAUGCGAAACACCGAACUACUGUCAUGCAACCUAUCCUGGAGCGUUUGAAGGAGAAGAAGGUGACUGUCGCGGAUGCUCUCGGCGCUGCCCUAGAUCAGGUCUUCCUGGCGACGAGUCUUACUGAUUGUCUCGAGGAUAUCAACACCUACCUUGUCCACAAGAACCCUCAAAUCAAGGAAGGUACCAUGAAGUUCUUGAUUCGUUGCCUGAGAACGACACGCGAUGUGCCGAGCAAGCCAGAGAUUGCCUCCAUUGUCGAGUCGGGCAAGAAGCUGCUGUCCGAGUCGAGCGAGGGCCUUCGUUCAGGCGGUGCUGAGAUUUUGGGUACCGUCAUGAAGAUCAUUGGCGAGCGCGGCAUGGGACCGCAUAUGGAAGGCUUGGACGACAUUCGCAAGACCAAGAUCAAGGAAUUCUUCGAGACGGCCGAAGUCAAGGCAAAGGAGAAGCCGAAGCCUCCCCCGCCAGCUGCGAAGGCACCGCCUCCGAAGAAGGUCGUUGGGGGCAAAAAGCCACUGGGUAUGAAGAGACCGGCCAUGCCAGCGGCAAGUGCGCCGCCUCCCGCUGACCCGGAACCCCUCUCCCCGCAAGCCUCGUCCCGUCCGAAACCCGCUGGUACCAAGAUGGGCAUGCCAAAGCCAUCGGGUCUGGCUGGACUCAAAUCGAAGCGCCCUCUCGGUGCACCAGCGGCCGGUUCCCCUCGACGCCCUGCUGCUGCGCCGAUUAUGCCCGAUGAUGAUGAACCUGCUCCUCCACCACCUCAACCUCGCAUUGGUCUCGGCCGAGGUGGUCUUGCAGGACGAUCCCUGGCGAAACCUGUUGCCGCUCCUGUUCAGAUGCCCCCCGCGUCGCCGCCCCCAUCAAGUGGACUCACGGCACUGGAGCGGGCUGAGCUUGAAGAACUCCGGACAGCAAACGAGCGCCUGACACGCCAAGUGGAGGAAAUGCGGCAUGAAAGGAGCAAGUACAUGUCUGAGAUUCAAGAGUUGAAGAAUCAGAACGCCGGCCUCAUCGAAGAUCACACCCGCGAUGUCCUCAGCAUCAAGGCCAAGGAGACGCAAUUGGUCCGUGCAAGAAGCGAUGCAGAGGCCACAGAGUCGACGAACGACCGCCUCAGACGGGAGCUGGACCGCCUUAAGAGAGCGCUCAACCAUGCUGAAGCCUUGAAUUCAAGAACAGGUAUGGGCAGUCCUGGUAAGACAGGUGCUUCUUCUACUACCAUGCGAUCAAGUACUGAUUCAGUCGCAGGUCUCGCUUCGCCUACAUAUGAUGACGCUGGUAUCUACCGCGACGCUUCUUACGGAUCAUCUUCUGCUCGACAUAACCGCGUUAGUUACGCCAGCAACAUGUCUGAGGAGAAGGAAAACGGAGACCAUCACUACCCUCGUUCAAAGGCACUCAGUCCUGAACUUAGGUAUACCGGCAGUGCAUCUUCCGGGCGCGGUAGCCCUGCUAGAGGCUACAGAAGCUCUGCGGCCACUCCCAUUGAUGACAUGCCGCCGUCGUCAUUCUCGUCCGGUGGCGGCGGCGGCGGCGGCGGCAGCGGCGGUGGCAUGAAUUCGAACAACAAUGGCGUGGAAAGCUGGAAGCGUGCAGCUGAGGUAACCAGUCAACUAAAAGCCAGGAUCGAACAGAUGAAGGCGAAACAAGGAUUUGCCCGUCCUUGA
This is a messenger RNA of Colletotrichum orchidophilum, 2919 nucleotides long. RefSeq names its product spindle pole body component alp14. NCBI's taxonomy places the organism in Eukaryota, Fungi, Ascomycota, Sordariomycetes, Glomerellales, Glomerellaceae. Gene Ontology annotation, molecular function: microtubule plus end polymerase activity; microtubule plus-end binding. The transcript is spliced from 3 exons. The coding region runs from base 1 to 2919 and encodes 972 amino acids. Gene Ontology annotation, cellular component: centrosome; spindle pole; kinetochore. Gene Ontology annotation, biological process: establishment or maintenance of microtubule cytoskeleton polarity; mitotic spindle organization; microtubule polymerization. The record is from RefSeq and is a predicted model, not a curated record.